Messenger RNA from Neomonachus schauinslandi (Hawaiian monk seal), 447 nucleotides. RefSeq names its product cell cycle exit and neuronal differentiation 1 (gene CEND1). Bases 1 to 447 code for a protein of 148 amino acids. The transcript has a single exon. NCBI's taxonomy places the organism in Eukaryota, Metazoa, Chordata, Mammalia, Carnivora, Phocidae. Gene Ontology annotation, biological process: cerebellar granular layer maturation; cerebellar Purkinje cell differentiation; cerebellum development. The record is from RefSeq and is a predicted model, not a curated record.
AUGGAGUCCAGGGGGAAGGCAACCAGCAGCCCCAAGCCCGACACGAAGGCUCCGCAGGCGGCUGCUGAGGCCAGAGCCCCGCCAGCUGUGGAUGGGAAAGCCCCCUCAGCUAAGCCUGGGAAGAAGGAGGCCCAAGCAGAGAAGCAAGAGUCCCCAGCGGCCCCCACCCCAACUGCCAAGAAGACCGCGGCCAAGGCAGACCCUACCCUUCUCAAUAACCACAGCAACCUGAAGCUGGCCCCCGCAGCCCCCAGCAGCCCCGAGGCCGCCCCUGAGCCCAAGGGCCCUGGGGAUGGGGCUGAGGAGGAUGACGCCCCCAGCGGGGGUCCCGGGGGCCAAGGCCCUUGCCCCUUUGAGAACUUGACCCCCCUGCUGGUGGCUGGGGGUGUGGCCAUGGCAGCCGUAGCCCUAAUUCUUGGUGUGGCCUUCCUGGCCCGGAAAAAAUGA